Styela clava is the source of this 6104-nucleotide messenger RNA. RefSeq names its product telomerase-binding protein EST1A-like. Lineage: Eukaryota; Metazoa; Chordata; Ascidiacea; Stolidobranchia; Styelidae. Gene Ontology annotation, molecular function: telomerase RNA binding; telomeric repeat DNA binding; protein binding. Gene Ontology annotation, biological process: nuclear-transcribed mRNA catabolic process, nonsense-mediated decay. Gene Ontology annotation, cellular component: telomerase holoenzyme complex. The record is from RefSeq and is a predicted model, not a curated record.
UAUCAUUUCAACAGAUAUUUUAUGCGUUAUUAGAUUGAAACAUUUUGUAUUUGAAUGGCAAUCACAUUUGCACGAUACUUAACUUUAUUCGAAAUUUAAAAUGAGUGAUGGGAAACGUUUGGAUGUUAUAAAAUUAGAUGAGAAAAAACUUUGGAAAUUACAUGAAAAAUUAAAAAAAUUGCAAGCUAAAGAAAACGAAACAACAACGCAUUCUGAUAAUAUUAAAAAACCAAUUGAGCGAAAAUCAAAACCUGUCAAAUAUCAAGUUUAUCAACCUGGAGUAACGAGACUUUCGAAUCGUAAACUUGCUGCAAGUUUUGACAGAUCUACAGUAGAAAAUUCAUCACCUGUUGUCAAGGAAACACCAAAAAGUAAAAAUGAAAGUUUGACGAAUUCAACUCCUAGAGGGAAUGAUUCGAUAAAUCAUAGGAAAGACAGUAAAUUAACACCAAAACCAAAUUCAAAUAAGAAUGUGCGAGGACGACGUACUAAUUAUCGAAAUAGGGUUAGCAGAAAUCAGAAACUCAAAGAAGAGCCAGAAGUUGAAGCAGAAGAAGGAUUCUUGACUCGACAUAAAAGAAGACAGAAACAGGGAGAUUGUGUUGAUGAUUUCUCAAGUGAAGAAGAAGCAGAAUUAGAACAUGAUGAUGAACUGGCGUGGGAUAAUUAUGGAGGAUCUGGAUUAGUUCAUCAUGGAUGGAGUCCCCAGGUAACAAAUACGGAAACAUCUAGUCAAGAAGGGGGAGAUUUAUCAGAUUCUGAAUUAUACAAAGAAUUAAGUUUUGAUGAAAAUGUUUGUAAAACGGAAGAAAAGUUGCCGGAAGUGGAUGAAGUACCUGACUCAAGGGAGGAAGGUACAGCAUCAGUUGCUACAAAUGAAUCCAAUAAAGAAUAUUAUAAAGUCACUCAUUCAGUCUCAUCUCAGUCUGAACAAGAUGAUGACAAUGAAGAAGAAUAUGAUGACAAUGAUGAAUUUGAUCAGGAUGAGUCUUCAGUUUCUAAGGGGGAUAAUGUGCAGUCAAAAAGGCAGCUUUAUGAUCCAAAUAACCCUGAUCAACCCAUUGUUAUGGGAAAAGAAAAAAGUAGAAGAGAUGGUGACAAAUACUUUAUACCCAAUUCUGGCGAUAAUGUUUAUAGUCCUACACUGAGUAAAGAAAGAAUGAUGUCUAAAGUUACGCCUACUCGUCCACAGCGCAAGAAAUCACCAGUGAAAAAUUAUACAAGGAGAAAUUCUCCGCCACGAUACUUUGGAAACCGCUAUCAGGAAGAUCACCAUUGGCAAGAAUAUGAAUCUCACAGUCCAGUAGGAAGUCGAAACUAUCACUACUCCACAGAAAAUCUGUCAGAAGAUGAGGAUAGCUUGGUCGCGCAGUCUCGUAACACGCAUCAUCAAUCCAGACUGACGGCAUUACAUGAUGCAGAACGAUAUGAAUCGAUGCUGUCGAAUAUUCUCUCUUCGCCGUCAUUUGAUUCACAUGAAUAUAAUGAAAGUUUGACUAGAGCUCGAAAUAAACUGAAAAUUCUUUAUGAAGGAAUGAUAACAAAUGAUAUUGAAGCAGCAACUAAUAAUAAUAUUGAGCAAAAACUAUGGAGAAAUGUUUAUUACCAGGUGAUAGAAAUACUGAGAGAACAGAUUCGUUCAUGCCCAGAGCAAGAUAGCUCAGAAUUGAAAAUCAAUUUAAUUUUAUUGUUAGACCAAGGUACUGCAUUCUAUGAAUCACUGCUUGAGAAUCUUCAGCAUAAAAAUAGAUUCAAUUUGAAAGAAAUAUUGAACAGUGCAUCCGCUCGGAAAAGACAUAGAACGAAAGCUGGAAAAAGAUCCAAACUUGCGAUACUAAGUUGCCAAAGGAUUUUCAUUUGUCUCGGUGAUAUAGCAAGAUAUAGAGAGCAAGCUGAUCACACUAGCAAUUAUGGAAGAGCAAGACAUUGCUAUCUACAAUCUCAGGUUUUAGCACCAAAAAAUGGUCGUCCUUACAACCAACUCGCAAUUUUAGCUGUGAAAACCCGUCACAAGUUAGAUGCAGUUUAUUAUUACAUCCGUAGCUUGGCAGCAAGCAAUCCCAUCUUAUCAGCCCGAGAAAGCUUGAUGGUACUAUUCGAUGAAAUUCGCAGAAAAAUUGAUUUUAUAAAACAGAGAGAUGACACAGAAGCAAAGAAGCGAUCGACGUCUUCGAAAGGAAAGGAGAGUUCAAAGGUCGCAAAAUCUAGAACGAAUAUAAAUGAAGGGUCGUCGAGACGCUGGGAAGAAGUUUGGAUUCUGCCAGGAUCUGAAGAUGUUUCAACGAAGGGAGUUAAGGCAGAAAAGCAAUCAUCAUCAGAAACAGAUUUACCUGAACUACGUCUUUCUUCUCAAGAGAUGACAAAACACUUUACUUUGUUAUUUUUAAAUCUACAUGGAAAAUUAUUUACUCGUAUCGGACUUGAGAAUUUCGGGGAGAAUUUAACGAAAACAUUACGGAUAUUUGAGGCAACCAAACUUAUGUCUAAUCAUAGACUCCUACAGUUGUUUGCAAUCAAUUUAUUUGCAGUUUUAAAUGCAGAAAAACUUUCCAUUCAUGCAAGAGCGCACGAUUCAUCACAAAAUCAACACAGAGCAUUGAAGUUUGUUUUUUCAAUGUUUACAAUCAUUGUUGAUCAAGUUAACAGGACAUUUAAAGCUGGUUCAGGAAAUGAAGAAUUUGAUCCAUUUGCAUCAGAUGAUCUUGCAAAUUUGUUGCCUUCAAUCAAAGUAAUGUUUGAUUGGAUGUAUGCGAAUAAAAGCUGCUGGUAUCCUCCUCCACUGGAUCUAUCUGAUAAGGAUUUGAAUGUUUGGGACAGUCUGGCUGAAUUAUGCAAUUGGAUUUGUAACCAUUCCUGUACCAGACCAUCUAUACAAAUUUAUAGUGAAUACAAUGAAGGUCUACAUGAAGUAUUCUUACCAGAAGACAGCGAACUGGCUGGAUUUUCACCUCUAGGACAAGCAUUCAGUGAUCCUCGUUUUGUUGAGUCUGGUAUUUUGACACCAGAAAACAAAUCGUAUAUUCAACAAUCUGUUAGAAUCAGUUUGAUUCGAGAUUUCCUGGAAUAUUUAUGUGGAAUGGAAGAACCAUUACUGGCGUUUAAACAAGGAAAUUAUGUCACUGUUCCACAAACGAGAUUGAGGUCUUGGUCAGACAAAUCAGCUCAUGAUGAAAGUUUCACAUCUGAUUACGAUAUUGACGAUUAUACGACAACUGCGGAUAACAAUGAUAAUUUAUAUCAUGAUAGUGCUACAAACCAACAGGCAAAUAAUGAUGGAGAAGAACUGAGUGAAUUGAGAAAAUACAGGGAUUCAUUGCAGAUGACAAAAGAACGCCAUGAACGUCGUCAGAGCCAGAUAAAAAGUUCCCUCGAAUCAGAUGAAAAAUUAACUUUGCAAAUCUGUCCAAAAUAUCUUGUACCUGAUACUAAUUGUUUUAUCGAUUAUUUGAAACUUAUUGAAAAAUUAGUCAGCUGCGGAAAGUACAAAGUCGCUACACCACUAGUUGUCAUUAGCGAGCUUGAAGGCCUUGCAACGGAACGAAAAGGAGAUAAUGAUCAUGCCGAACACGUUUUUCAAAGUGCGAAAAUGGCAGUCAAAUUUAUAAACACAAUCUUUUCUGAUAACAAUUCAAAGUUUUGUGCAUUGACGCGUAGAGGGACAGAACUGAAAUCUUUAAGAUUCCGUAGCGAGGAAUCAACAAACAAUCAUGGAAAUAAUGAUGAUUUUAUACUUGAAAGUACUCAAGCUUAUUCGCAAAGUAUACAAGAACAUGAUAAGUCUAUUAAGACUCUUACAGAUGGCAUUGUACACACAAGUGUGGUGCUUUUGACAAACGAUAGAAAUUUAAGAUUGAAAUGUUUAUUAUUAAGGAAUGUAGCAACGAAAAAUAUUCAGGAUUUUUGUGCUUGGGCAAAAGUUUGAUGGUUAAUUUUUACAUAGAAGAAUAUAACAAAUCUACCUUAUCUUCAGGGCUGUAGAUUCUGAAAAAAACAAGUAGGCCUAUCAUUCGCCUCAGAGGUAUGUUUAAACGAAAGACUAAGUAGUCUUGAAUCUGUAUUUAGAGAAUUCACCACUAACUUCGGAAUUGGUGUUGGUGAAAUCUAUACAACAGAAAUUAUGACGUUUAGAAGUCUUUUUAAUCUGUUAAAAAAUUCCAAUUGCCAUCUUUCAGAAAACUUUCAUCUCUAUAGCUCUGUUCGUUUUGUAUGUAAAUAAAUUUUCCAAUUACUUUUGCGAAAAUGAAGAAAAUUCAUACAACACUUGAAUUCCUAAUUGUGUUCAAUCAUAGGAUCACUAAUAUUAUUUAUGUGUACAAGAAACAAUAAUUGCAAAAAAACUUUUAACAUAGGAAUUGUUGAUAUAGAUAAAUGAUAAUUACAUGAUUGGUGACACAAAGACUACCAGUGUUUAAAAUUUAUUAACAUAUUUAAUUUGCAUUAAAAGUAGAACCUGAUUUUAUUUAUUAUUGGGUUGAAAUCGUACAACAUUUGAAUUCCUAAUUGUGUAAAGUCAUAGGAUCACUAAGAUUAUUCACAUGUACAAGACACAAUAAUUGCAAAAAAACUUUUUUUAACAUAGGAAUUGUUCAUAUAGAUAAAUGAUAAUUACAUGAUUGGUGACACAAAGACUACCAGUGUUUAAAAUUUAUUCACAUAUUUAAUUUGCAUUAAAAGUAGAACCUGAUUUUAUUUAGUAAGGGGUUGAAAUCGUGCCAAAAAUAGGUUCAAUUAUUCAGCAAUGUUUUUAGAGCGAAAGUGGAAAAAAAUAAGUGAAAAUCUAUCAUAAGCUUUUCCUUGAGAAACUCCCCAUUGAGUCACUUUAGCUGCUCCAAUUAGACACGCUUUUUAUCAUUACAUCUAUAACUAGGCCUAUUUCAUUUGAACAAGCUUGACUAGGUUAUGUGUAGAUAAAUCUUCAAGGAUCUGCCAUCAUGGGAUGUUUAACCUCAAGUUUUGUAAUUUUAUAUUUUUAAUGCUUUUCGUCCUUGCGUUUAUGCUUCGGUGUGGUGAUAUUUCGUUGUGUGGUCAAAGGUGUCAAGCGCAUUAAAAGUCUCGUUACCUGUGCACUUUUUCUAUGUGAACAAUAGUACAGUUUUGUUUGAACUUUCUCAAUAUUCAGGUAGUCAUAUUUUAUAAGCUUUCUAUAUAUAGUUUUCGUGUAUUCACUGUUUGGAUCACUUGUGUCAUCAAGCAUGAGCGUUGUUCAUAAAUUGACGCUGGAAUGCAAUUUAAGGGGUACCUGUGGGAUGUAUACUGUACUUUUAUAUAGAAUGAUCAUAAUUGGAAUUUUUUUAGGUAAAGUCAAACGAAAUAUUUAAGGGCUAGUAUUAUUCCGAAUAGUUUUUUUUGCAUGAUAAAAUUAGGAGUUGUGUUAAUUUUUACUUGAUAAAAACUGACGAUGGUUAGGACACCAAACAAGCAAAAGGGUUGGUAUUGUUCAUUUCUGAAUGAAAAAAAAUCAUAAUUUUUUGGAAACACGAGGAUAAUUAUAGUAGGUAAUAUUUAUUAACUUAACCGCUGCAAACUGUCUUUUUACGUUUUAUAAAUAUUUUUGUUUGUUUGUUAUACAUUGCUUCUAAUUGCCUUAACACGUACAAUAUUGUGUAUUACUGUGUGUUGAAUAAUCUGCUUGCUGUUUUCGGAGCUGAACAUUGUUAUUGCUGUAUUUUAUUAGUUCUUGGAGUGCCUUUAUGCCACAAUUGGCCUUUUUAUAUUAUUUUUUACCAUUUAUCUCAUUCAUUUAGUUCAAAUUAGGAAGUCAAAAAUUUCCAGAUUUGAAGCAGUGCAUAUUGAAAUAUUUUAAUUUGUGGCUAUUAUAGUAUCUGAAAUUUGUUGAGAAAUGCCGGAAAAAUAUUUUUCUUAAUCCGUUUUAUAAUACGACCAGGUCUCUCGUUAUUCAGCAUGUGUUUGAGGUUUUAGGAAUUUUAUUUUACGUUUUUAUUUAUUCUGUAAGUUUAUUUUUUCACUUUUAGCCUCAUUUUGGUGCCUUAGCAUGUAAUUUAUUGCUGCAAUAUUGUAUUGUUAUAGCAAAUUAUGCUAUGUUCAAUAAUAUUUCUUUGUAAUAUGCUGAAUAAAAAUUCAAAGCUUCCGGAUAUAAAAAUUGA